AUGGAAUUCAACCGGGUUUACUUCCCACGACGAAUCGCUUUAGCUCUUGGUCGCCCAUUCGUGUUCUGCGUCGGGGAGCCGAUCAUUCUCAUCUUCAGCUGCUACGUGGCUGUCAUUUUCAUCAUUCUCUAUACCUUUUCUGCGGGCUAUGUCUCAAUCUUCGAAAACAUAUACCACAUAGAUCAUAGAAAAACCGGCAUCUGCUUUUUCGGAAUCGUAGUCGGCGUGCUUACAUCCGCCCUACCCGUUCCGCUGAGCAUGAAAUAUACGAACCGGAGUCAAUCUUUCCAUGGCCAUGUUCGGAGCACCGGCCAUACCAAUCGGUCUCUUUUGGAUGGGAUGGAGGCGUAUCCGUCCAUUUCGAUCUGGUCGCCGAUUAUUUCUUCGGUGGUCUUUGGUUUUGGCGUUGUUUGUGUUUUCGUCUCGGCGUACCAGUACGUCGCGGCCGCCUAUGAGUAUUAUCCUGGAAAUGCCGUGGCGUCUCUUCAGAUGUUUCGUCUUACCGCUGCCGGGGUGAUGGCUGUUAUUGCAGAUAUCAUGUAUGAUAAACUUAGCCCGCACUGGACCCUGGCUGUUCAGGGGGCUAUUGCGACUAUCUUUCUGCCUGUGCCGUAUUUGCUUUAUAUUUGGGGCCGUAAGGUGUGGACAUGGAGUCGGUAUGCCCCAACUGGGGAGAAGUGA
This is a messenger RNA of Penicillium waksmanii, 681 nucleotides long. RefSeq lists its product as uncharacterized. Bases 1 to 681 code for a protein of 226 amino acids. Gene Ontology annotation, molecular function: transmembrane transporter activity. Gene Ontology annotation, biological process: transmembrane transport. The transcript has a single exon. NCBI's taxonomy places the organism in Eukaryota, Fungi, Ascomycota, Eurotiomycetes, Eurotiales, Aspergillaceae. The record is from RefSeq and is a predicted model, not a curated record.